AAAUUUUAAAGGAAGUAAUGUGUAUUUGGGAGUAUUUGGGAGUGGAGCUCAAGCAUUCUUGAGCUCUAUUUCAGGGAAUUAUCACCUGAAGGAAGGUUAAGGAACGGAUUCACAGCUGUUCCAUCCCAGACCUCUUGGCCAGUGACAGACCAGAGACAUUUGGUACAAUGAAUGCCCUGCAUUUUGCUGCUACGUUCUUUUCCUUCAUCAGCCUUCUGUUCCUACUCGCUGCUUUGGGUUCAGACUAUUGGAUAGUGGAUUCCAACAAACAGCUUGGUCUAUGGAAAUAUUGUGAUCACGGAACAUGUUACUUACUAGGUGUGAAAUCAGUGUCAGCCUAUUUACAUGCCACCCGAACCUUUAUGUUUCUGGGGAUGAUCUCUGGAGCUGUCUCUCUCGUUGGGCUUUGCAUGCUGAAUGAAAAAUGCAGUUUUGGCAAUACCAGUAUCUCCACAGGCUGGAUCGCAUAUAAUGGCAGCUUUAUUGCAGGCUUCUGCGUCAUGAUUGCCAUGUCCAUUUUCUCAGGAACAUUUGGUUCCACCAACCAAUAUGGAUGGUCUUUCGGCUUAGGCUGGGCCUCUUUUCCAUUGUACAUUCUAACCGGUUCUCUUCUUUAUAGAUUGCAUAAGAGUACAGCAACAUCAGCAUAGAAGAAAUAUGGUGCUGCCUUUGGAGAUGACCAGUGAAACUGCACUGGUAAUCUGGGGGCACAGAGAAUGUCCAAUCAGAAUUAUUUGCCCUGCACCAAAUUUAUAAGAUGAAGGAUGAAGGCAGAAGAAUUAGUUUAACUUUAGAAAAACAGCUGUACAUUUCCAGCCCCUCCCCGUCCCAUUUUUCUCUAAAAUAUUCAGAUUGUUUCUUUCUGAAGGCCAUUCAGAUUCGCAAAUGUUAAGAAUUUUGGGAGACUUCUGCAAGCAGAUCCCAGGAAGCAGGAAUUCUACUCUUUUCCCUUCUUUCCUGUUCCAGGAAACCAAAGGUGCUUUUUGAUUGAUCUGUGCUCUGAGGGUCCACACCCAUUUGCACUAUUCAGGUGACCCAGAGAGCACAGAUAAACCCCUAAGUGGCCUCA
Molecule: messenger RNA, 1069 nt
Organism: Crotalus tigris (Tiger rattlesnake)
Lineage: Eukaryota; Metazoa; Chordata; Lepidosauria; Squamata; Viperidae
Product: lens fiber membrane intrinsic protein-like
Exons: 5
Coding region: 168-650 (160 amino acids)
Cellular component (GO): plasma membrane
Source: RefSeq, a predicted model, not a curated record